UCUCUCCGCGGUCGUGCCUUUUGCUAACAUCUUCCUCUCAAUUGGGCGCCGUCUUGAACCCGAGUCUUAUCUUGCUUUUCGACCAAUUCGUGUCAGUAACACGACUACCACGAUCAGCCAUGGAGAUGCGUGCCCUGGCCCGGUGCCUGCGUUCGACUGCCCGGCCGUCGACGACUUCCCUCCUGUAUACGAAGCAAUUCGCCAGACAGUCAUUUCCAGCGAUCCGCUAUAACUCGUCGGAUUCGUCGGCGUCGUCCUCUUCCUCCUCAUCUUCAUCUCCGCCAAACCCCUCCUCCACAAACGAGCCUUCUUCCAUCCCUUCGUCGUCUACCCCAUCGCCCGCCUCGUCGUCCGCCUCCGCACCAAACGCCCCUACACCACACUUCUAUCGCCUGAAGUUAGGAGGGAACAAGGGACCACGAGACGCCGCCGCUGAUGCUUCUACCACCACCAACACCACCAACACCACCACCACCACCCCGACCCGGACCCCAGUGCCCCGUCGCCCCGCCCCUGCCGAGACCGGCUUCGACGAGAUCUUCAAGCAGCUCAACCUCGGCGGCCGCAAUGUUACCAGGAAGCUCGAGGCCGGCGAGCCGGUGCGGACCGCGCGUCCCGAGCAGCAGGUUGAACUAAAGCUGGGCCCGGAGAUUGGUCGACAAGUCCUUGUUCAGCCCGACAAGGGCUUCGAUCUGGCGGCGUCAUUGCGCUACCUGGACACCCGCCUCAAGAAAGAACAGCUGCUGAACAUGUCUCGAGCCCAGAAGUUCCACACCCGGAAAGGUUUGCAGCGCAAGAUGGACCGGCGGGCUCGGUGGAGGAAACUGUUCAAGUUCUCGUUCAAGGAUACUCUUAAACGGGUGCAGAGAAUGAGAGCGCAAGGGUGGUAGAUUGUCUCCCCUUGCUCCUUUGUUUGCUGCUUUCGGUCUGUCGCGCAGAUUGGGCUAGUGAAAGGGUGGUGUUGAUUGUGGGGGUGUAUAUAACGGGAUGCGUUGAGGGGCGGGGAGAAGAACCGGAUGUGAGUGAGUUUCCAUCCAUCUCGUGGAUGAGUUUUGUGGGUGAAGCAAGGUUUUUUAUGGCAUUGAAGAUCUCAUAGGGGGCAGAAUUGAUUGCCAUGUACACUAAAUUCGGAAACUGUUUCGCAUGCUUUUUUUUUUUCCCCCGGUUGUUUUAUUUUCUUGGAAUGCAUUUCGUGUCAACAAUACAGUUAUCAAAAAUCAUGUCUACUCUGUCAAUCCUUGAUCUAUGUCCAGACCAUGCCAUAUGAUUGUCAUGUCUAUAUCACCAUCAGCAUGCAUAGGAAACCAUGUACAGUGAAGACUUUCCAAUU
Aspergillus saccharolyticus JOP 1030-1 is the source of this 1330-nucleotide messenger RNA. Its product is annotated as mitochondrial 37S ribosomal protein bS21m. The record is from RefSeq and is a predicted model, not a curated record. Lineage: Eukaryota; Fungi; Ascomycota; Eurotiomycetes; Eurotiales; Aspergillaceae. Gene Ontology annotation, biological process: mitochondrial translational initiation; translation. Gene Ontology annotation, molecular function: structural constituent of ribosome. The transcript has a single exon. The coding region runs from base 120 to 890 and encodes 256 amino acids. Gene Ontology annotation, cellular component: ribosome; mitochondrial small ribosomal subunit.